GUAACCGGAAGCUGGUAAACAGUCAUGUGCGUGCGUGUUGUCUGUCCAUGGUCUCACCUCUGAGUGACAUUAAAACCUCAAGCGGACCGCCUUCGUAUUUAUCCGACGGGGUUCCGAAGGGGAGACUCCAACCCGCUCCGGGAGCUGGAUCCCGUCCUAAACUAGUCGAUCCUGUGUCGAGGUUUGUUGUGAAAGUGCGCGUCCGGAGACGUGCUCGUCCGAUACCGGAAGUUGACCAGUCAGCCUUGAGACGUCCACGCCGCCAGGAAGAGGCAGAAGGUCUGAGUCAUGUUCCGACUCCUCAGCCGUAAUGGCCGCAGGAGGCCGAGCUGCCCAGUGGGCCAGCGGCGCUAUGAGCACCACAGGGCUGUCAUGGCCAUACGGCGGGAGGACAUCAACCCGUGGGAGAGGAGGGCGCCACUGGCCCCCCGCCACGUCCGAGAGCUGACGCAGGAUGGCAUCAAAGUUCUGGUCCAGCCAUCCAACCGUAGGGCGAUUCAUGAGAAGUUCUACGCUAAAGCCGGCGCCAUCAUCCAGGAGGACAUCUCUCAGGCGUCGCUCAUCAUCGGUGUGAAGAGGCCGCCCGAGGAAAAAGUGAUUCCCAAGAAGACAUACGCCUUCUUCUCCCAUACCAUCAAGGCUCAGGAGGCCAACAUGGGGUUGCUGGAUGACCUCCUCAAGAAGGAGGUUCGCCUGAUCGACUAUGAGAAGAUGGUGGACGCUAACGGCUACCGCAUCGUAGCGUUUGGUCAGUGGGCGGGUGUCGCAGGUAUGAUCAACAUUUUGCACGGUUUGGGUCUUCGCUUCCUGGCGCUGGGCCACCACACUCCCUUCAUGCACAUCGGCAUGGCUCACAACUAUCGCAACGUCAGCCAGGCCAUUCAGGCCGUCAGGGACUGUGGCUAUGAGAUCUCCAUGGGCCUCAUGCCCAAGUCCAUUGGACCCGUCACCUUCUGCUUUACGGGGACCGGCAACGUCUCCAAGGGAGCACAGGACAUCAUCAACGAGCUUCCUGUGGAAUACGUGGAGCCUCACGAGCUGAAGGACGUGUGUCAAACUGGAGACAUGACCAAAGUGUAUGCCACUGUGCUGAGUCGCCACCACCACCUGAUGAGGAAGAGCGAUGGCAUCUACGACCCCAUGGAGUAUGAGAACCACCCAGAGCUCUACACGUCCCACUUCAGGACCAGCGUGGCGCCCUACACAAACUGCCUGAUCAACGGCAUUUACUGGGACCCUCAGACCCCCCGACUCCUCAGGCGGCUGGACGCUCAGAAGCUGAUGCGACCGUCCAAAAGCUCGUCUCCGACAAAUGAGGGGAUGCCUCAGCUGCCUCACAAGCUGUUGGCCAUCUGCGACAUAUCCGCCGACACGGGAGGCUCCAUCGAGUUCAUGAACGAGUGCACGACCAUCGACAAGCCUUUCUGCAUGUAUGAUGCCGACCAGCACAUCGACCAUGACAGUGUGGAAGGCAACGGCAUCCUCAUGUGUUCCAUCGACAACCUUCCGGCUCAGCUGCCAAUCGAGGCCACAGAGUACUUUGGAGAUCGCCUAUUUCCUUACGUCUGGGAGAUGCUGCCUUCAGACGCCAGCAGACCUCUGGAAGACGAAGACUUCAGUCCGCAAGUCAGAGACGCAGUAAUCACCUCAAACGGAGCGCUGACGUCAAAGUUUGAGUACAUCGAGAAGCUCAGGGAGAAGAGAGAGAAGUCUCAGAUCCUGAAGAAAAGCGGGAUGAAGCGAGUUCUGCUGCUUGGUACUGGAUACGUGUCCAGCCCCGUGGUGGAAUACCUGACCCGGAGUGCCAAGACACAGGUCACAGUGGCCUCGGUGAGCAUGCCGCAGGCGCAGGAUCUCUCGGCCAGAUAUCCAAACACUGUUCCCGUCAUGCUGGACGUCGGCAGUCAGGAGGGUCACCUCAACUCUCUGAUCGAAGACCACGACGUGGUCAUCAGCCUGCUGCCCUACACGCUCCACCCCCUAGUGGCCAAACACUGCAUUGACAGGAAGGUCAGCAUGGUGACCGCCAGCUACCUGAGUCCUGCCAUGAAGGACCUGCACAGCAGGGCGGUGGAGGCGGGCAUCACCAUCGUUAAUGAGAUGGGACUCGAUCCAGGUAUUGAUCACAUGUUGGCCAUGGAGUGUAUUGAUCAAGCUAAAGCUGACGGCUGCACGGUGGAAUCGUACGUUUCCUUCUGCGGAGGACUUCCUGCGCCCGAGUGUUCAGACAAUCCUCUUCGCUACAAGUUCAGCUGGAGUCCCUACGGCGUUCUCCACAACACGAUCAGCCCCGCCCUCUUCCUGCGAGACAACAAGCCUGUGAGUAUCCCACAAGGGGGCGCUCUGCUGGACGCCACCACUCCAUUGGAUUUCUUUCCUGGCUUCAACUUUGAAGGUUAUCCCAAUCGGGACAGCACCAAGUAUGCAGAACUGUACGACAUACAGAAGGUGCACACGCUACUCAGAGGAACUUUACGCUACAAGGGCUUCUCAGCGGCCAUGAGUGGUUUUGUCAAGUUGGGUCUGAUCAACAGUGAUCCGUGUCCCAUGCUGCAGAGCUCCUCCUCUACGGUCACAUGGAAAGAAUUGUUGUGUCAUGUGAUGUCUGUGGACUCCUCCAUCUCCCAAGAUGCGUUUGAGGCGGCUGUGUUGGACUGCGUUGGCCGGGAUGAGAAUAAGAUGGACUGUCUGAGAUGGUUUGGAAUGCUGAGUGAUGAGCCGGUUCCUCACGCUGACAGUGUGCUGAUGGCCCUCAGCAAACAUCUGGAAGCUAAACUCUCCUUCAACGACUGUGAGCGAGACAUGAUCGUCCUGAGGAGCGACUUGGGCCUUCGCCACCCUACAGGCGAGCUGGAGACCAAACACAUCAGCCUGGUCGUGUAUGGAGACAUCGGCGGCUUCUCCGCCAUGGCCAAGACGGUUGGUUACCCGGCAGCCAUCAGCGCACGCAUGAUCCUGGACGGUGAGAUCAGAUCCAAGGGAAUCGUGCUUCCCAUGACCAAGGAGAUCUAUGUGCCGGCGUUGGCGCGCUUGAAGGAUGAGGGUCUGCACGUCAUCAACACCAGCACCCUACUGGAAUGACCAGCACAAACAUUUUAAAUUCAACUCUUGCAAAUCUUUUACACGUCUAAUCACCGCAAUACUUACUAGCGCUUUUUUUUUCCUUCCCAAAACACAUACAAAUCAUUCAUAUAUACUGUAUAUGUGGCCAACAGGGUAACAGCAAGUCUCAGCAGUUGAAAAUAUUGUUUGAAAUGGAAAAAACGUAAGUUAUUAAUAAAAUAUAAGAAAAAAAGGCUGCUAUUUGAGUUCAAAGUUGAAAGGUUACAGCUGAUAUUCUGUCGUUGUUGGGUGUCGCUAUAAUCCCGCCCUCUUCCUGCUCGGACACGCAAGUCACGCCCCCAUGCAACUUGCGCAAGGAAAGGUGCCGCAAAACGCAGAAAGUCAGGUCAAACAUUUCGCUAAUACUUGCAAGUAAGAAGGUGAGACGCAUACAAUGUGAGCAGAAAGGGGUCGGUAUUAGCCAGUGUUACAGUAGCUACACGAUGCAGCUACAUGGGAGCCUCAAAUUGGCUGUUCUCAGCUAAUGGGAGCAAUUUAACAAAGUGUAGCUACUAACGUUAGCUUACUGAACGUAUAGCCCGUCAUAACAAAAUGAGUGUGGAAUUCGUGACAGGAUUCUUUAGUCCAUAACAAGAUAAGAUAGCGUUUGGGGAAUAUGGAAUGUUGCAAUAGUUUUUAAAUCCUUUUUCUUCUCGAAGCAGCUACAAUAUUGUCUCUACUUUGACUUCCCGCUUUGUGUCAAGAAUAGCGUGCAAGUCUCGGGCAUGACUGCUAAUUGAUAGCUUUGCUGACAUUGCGUGCCGGUGAAACACGAGCUGUGUUUCUCUGAAAGCACAAUUGGUUACGUAUGCUUGCCGCCGGUGAUGUUGUAUUUUUGGAAGAUGGCGAUAUUACGCUGUAAGGCAGGACAAAGAUCACAACUAAACACUUGUUUUUAUGCUUGCCUUGUUAGCACUCCUUCAGGUCUGAGGUUUUUUUCUUAACCGUCCACAUAGUUUUGAAUCAUUUGCUUUGUCUUCCAUGUGCACACACGUGCAGUGUUGUGAAUGCCACAUAAAUAAAAUGUAUAAAUAAACGUCUAGUUUUGUUCUGGUUCCUUUGACCUCGCAGCCUGCUGAAUUAUUACGCUGAUUUUUAAUAGCA
Molecule: messenger RNA, 4206 nt
Organism: Dunckerocampus dactyliophorus (ringed pipefish)
Lineage: Eukaryota; Metazoa; Chordata; Actinopteri; Syngnathiformes; Syngnathidae
Gene: aass
Product: aminoadipate-semialdehyde synthase
Exons: 24
Coding region: 289-3081 (930 amino acids)
Cellular component (GO): cytoplasm
Molecular function (GO): saccharopine dehydrogenase activity
Source: RefSeq, a predicted model, not a curated record